Molecule: messenger RNA, 2651 nt
Organism: Labrus bergylta (ballan wrasse)
Lineage: Eukaryota; Metazoa; Chordata; Actinopteri; Labriformes; Labridae
Source: RefSeq, a predicted model, not a curated record
GUAUCUGUGGAUGAUGAUCCUCUCAGAGACUUUGACCCUCUUCUUGGUCACCCGGCUCUCGCUGGCUAUGCUGUGUUACAAAAACCACGUCCUUCAAGCCAGAGGCCCCCGUCAGCACCAGGAACUACAUCACCUCUUAAACUACAAACAAGUCCUGUCAUACAGUUUUUGGAGAGGAGAGUGUUUCCAGUGUUGUUGUCUGGACUCGAGGCUUUGCUGACAGAAGCUCAGAAACACGGCUGUUUUGAGAGGAAAAUAACAGCUUUUAACCCGUUUGAUUUUCUAACUGAGUGGCUUUACAACCACAACCCCAGCAGGCGGAAACAGAUCCAUGUGAACUUUCACGACAUCCCAUUUGUCAAGAGCUGGCUCCGCAUGCAUCCCAGGCCUCCCAUCCCUCUGUUUCUGCAGCUGAGCGAGGAUCAGGCUGCUCUGCUCAUCCAGGCUUUCUGGAGGGGAUACAAGAUACGAGUUCGCCCAGAUGUGCAGGAGCUGCGCCUGUGGCAGAAAGAACUGAGGGAGAACCGGGACAUUGCCAAAACUGUUGAGCAGUUCUGGGCAAAACAAGAGAGCAGAGUUGGCUCUGUUAUGGCAGAUCUUCCAGAAAGUCCUCAGCCCGGCAACUCAGACGUGUCCAUCCAGGUUGUGUCCCCCACCCCCCAGAGCACUGUGGUCCACACCCCCACCCCCAAGAUGACCCCUGAGGUCGUUGAUUGCCUGAUGACCCCCAGCUUGCUGACGACCAGCCCAAAAUGACCUCCACACCAACACUGACUGAUAAUCAUGAUAAACCAUGACUGCGGCGUCUCCGUCUUUACCAGGAACUUGAAACCUCGUCCAGACUUCUAUUAACUGAAAUCAUUGCUGUGGGUACAAGGUUUGUCUGUUGUUUAAAGGCUAUUAAGCUGUGUUAGGUGGAUGUCAAAGUGACCAAAGUGAUCACUCAAACAAGCCAUUAAAAACGCCUGUAACCAAUUGGAUAUGGCCACGUGAGGAUUUAUGGUCCGAGGUCCGUGUCUAAUUAGUUGAUUGCUUUCAUUGCCUUUUUGAUGGAUCACUUCCCUUUACGAGUCUCACCCAACGAAUGAACACCAUACAGCAAGGUUCUACAAUACUGUAGCCUCUAGUAGGACUAAAUAUUUCCUCUCAGCCCCUCCAGCAGACAGCUCACCGGUUGAUAACCAGCUACUUCCUUUUCCUUGUUGUUCCUGUUUUCCUUAGCAAUAUGUAUCACACCAAAGAGAUUGGAGCAUUUCCGAUUGAGCCAGGAACUGAGGUCAGGCUGAAAGGUGACCCUGCGUGCACAGCAGCACUCUGUCAGAGAAACAGAGGAAAUAAAAAAAAGGAAAUUGAAAAACAUUGCUGAGAGGGCUGACAGGUGAUCGACAGCAACUCUGACCGAGCAGCAGAGAGGAAAAUCCAAUAAUCUCCAUUGAUCUUUCUAUUCCACUACUGAAUAAAAAGGCCUGUUACAUCUCUUGAUACUAUGGAAAUGCAACAUUAGAAGCUGAAGAUUAUAGCCCAUUAAACAAAUCAAUUUAUAAUUAAUUACAUGUGAAUGUAUAUGACCUUGUAUAGAAAAGUGUCACUAAAAUUAGGAGUAUACACUCACUAUUAUAGAAACUGACACUGUAUGGUGGUGUCUCUGCUGCAGCUGAAUAUUUGACGUGUUCAUUUCAUGUAUUUUACGUACUGUUUUAUGAAGUCUGAACAGUUUGUUUUACAUGGAUACAGUUUUGUCUUGUUAUUCUUAAAUGUCAGAGACUUUGCAUCCCUCCUUCCUGUUUUUUUUGCUCCUUCUAGUCAUCCAACAUCUUCUUAAAUGUUACAUAUCAGCCAUGGAAAGUUCAUUUAAUUUGAUCAGCAAAAAUAUUGAGGAUAAAAAGACUUCACGCUGCUUCACUGACCGCUCUAAUAUUUGUGAUAAUGUCAAUAAGACAGUGCAGGUUGUUGCUGUCUUCUCCUGGCUCUGUCAUUAGACACAGAGAGAAUAAAGUGCACUCCUGGCAGAUUUCCACCCCCUCCUUGAACUCUGCGUACCUGAGAGGAUACUUCUGGUGUCUCCACCCCAGUGCCUCUGCAGAGAGGCGAGGCGGGGGCGGUCUCCUGAUGGAUGGCAUCCCCCGACCAUCCUGGGCACUGAUGCACGCUGCCUCACGCUGCCUCACAGUGGGCCACAGGGAGGGUCAUGUAUCUCCCUCUGCAGGUAUGUGGAUGUCUGGGAGACAGCUGCUUCUGGGUGAAGUGAUAAAACAGCCCAUUUCAUUCCGGGGACAUCUGAUAGUGCAGCCAGCUCCACAGAGUCUGACAGCACUGGAACCAAGUGAAACUGGAUCUUUGAGCAGCAGAAGAGAGGGGGCACCAGGCCGUCAGUGUAAAGCCUGAAAACAGCGUGUUCUGGGCUGUGAUUCACGGCUGAAUGUAUGCAGAAUACACACUGCAAACACUCAAAUCACACCAAAUCUAUUUGUCAAAUUUUUAGUAAAAAAUAUCUCAUUACACUUUAUAUAAGCCUCAUUCACCUGACAAAUUCAGACAAACAUUUUAUUUAAUCUUAUUUCCAAACACAACAUGCAGGAUGUAAGAAGCCUAAGAUUAAUAUAAUAUAUAUGUAUAUCUUUUGAUGUAUUAUUAAAAAUAUAUUGAUUAAA